Messenger RNA from Ruditapes philippinarum (Manila clam), 2901 nucleotides. Its product is annotated as activating signal cointegrator 1-like. Gene Ontology annotation, molecular function: zinc ion binding. The coding region runs from base 46 to 1779 and encodes 577 amino acids. Gene Ontology annotation, cellular component: nucleus. The record is from RefSeq and is a predicted model, not a curated record. The transcript has 12 exons. Gene Ontology annotation, biological process: regulation of DNA-templated transcription. NCBI's taxonomy places the organism in Eukaryota, Metazoa, Mollusca, Bivalvia, Venerida, Veneridae.
AUAUCGCCGGUCAAGCUUCCAGCUGAUCUGGAAGAAAAAUAAACCAUGGCUGACAAAAUAGAAAAUUGGACGUGUGAAGAACUUGGAAAACUUGGGAUAGAUGCAUCUAUAGAGAUAGCAAGAUAUAUUUUGAGUAUAGAAACAGCGGAAGAGCUGGAGGAAUAUAUGCUAGAAUUACUUGAUGGGUCUAACUUGCAAAAUAAGAAGUUUAUCAAGGAACUUUUAGUGAAAUGGAGGCCGUAUCAUAGUGCAAAAACAGACACAAAUGUACAGGUUUAUAAAAAGUCUGACCAGGAUGAUAAAUAUAUAACUGGGAAAGAGAAGAAGAAAAGUCAAAAUUUACCCAAAGAAAAGAAAAAUACACAGAAAAAUUAUGUAUUAAAUGGUUAUGAGGUUCAACAUAGAGGAAUUUUACCUGGUGAGGAACCACCUGAACAGCCUUUACCUGUACCCACAAAACCUGUGCAGAAAGACAAAGAUGUGAAGAAGAAAAAAUUUGUUCCAUUAUUUAGUAAAGAAGGACAAGCAUUAUCUGUGGUACAACUUGCUGGACGCCAUAUAUGUGAAUGCCAGGCAGCCAAACAUAAGCUGAUAAACAACUGUACAAGAUGUGGGCGUGUGGUUUGUGACCAGGAGGGGUCAGGACCAUGUCUGUUCUGCGGAAAUCUGGUAUGUACUCGGGAGGAGGAAGAAAUUUUAUCUCGAGGUUCAAAGAAGAGUGAAAAGUUACGUCAGUUUUUAAUGAAAGACAAUCCAUCAGGCUUGUUAGGUGGGGGGUCUAUGUUUAACGGAGACAGAGAUUACCUGCCCAGUGAUAGAGGUAAAAUGAAGGAGAGUUAUAUCAAAGCAGAACAACAUAAAGAGAAAUUAUUGGAAUAUGAUAGGACCAGUGUAAGGAGAACACAAGUGAUAGAUGACGAAGCCGAUUAUUUCUCGACAGAUUCUAAUCAGUGGUUAACUAAAGAUGAUAGAGAAAUGCUACGCAAGCGUGAGGAGGAAUUACGUUCACAACGGCACGGAUCCCGUAAAGAUAGAAAAAUCACAUUAGACUUUGCCGGCCGUCAAGUUAUAGAGGAGGAUACAUCUAAAAGUGUUAAUAUGUAUGACGUUAAUGAUGAUGUUGUACAAAGAGUGAACUUUGGUGCUAGACCUAAAGAGAAAACAAUAGUGAAUAAAAGUGUUACCGUAGAAACUGAUGAUUAUCUAGUCAACCCAACUAUACAAGUUGAAGCACCAAAGUUUGUUCCUCAAAAUCCAGUGAAACAUUCUGGAUCUACAUCAAAGACUAAAGAACCUGCUGGCCAUGUUAUGUCACGUAUACAAGAUCGUGAGUUACAGGAAAUGUCAGAUGAGGGCAUGUGUAUGAGUAUGCAUCAACCGUGGGCAUCAUUGUUAGUGGUUGGUAUAAAACUUCAUGAGGGAAGAACAUGGUAUACAUCACAUAGAGGCAGACUAUGGAUAGCUGCCACAGCAAAAUCACCUGAUCCUGCUGAGAUAGCCAAUGUGGAACAGAUGUAUAAAACUGUCUAUAAAGGUAAAGAUCUACAGUUUCCCAGUCAUUAUCCUGUAGGUUGUUUACUGGGAUGUGUAGAUGUUGUUGAUUGUCUUUCACAAGAUACAUAUCAGGAACAGUUUCCAGAGGGAGAAUCAGGUUCACCAUUUGUGUUCAUUUGUGAAAAUCCUUGUGAAUUGGUUGUUAAAUUUCCAGUUAAAGGGAAACACAAAAUUUACAAGCUGGAUUCACAUAUACAUAAAGCUGCAAAGAAAGGUCUCAGAUAGUGAACAAUAUGAUGGUAUUGGUGAUGAGUUAUCUCAAAUAAAAACAACAAGAGUUAGAUCAACAUUCAGCAACUCCUGUUGUCAAACAGUCCAGCAUUAUGUCAAUUAAAAAUUAAUUGAUAUGUCAUUUAUUAUUUAUAUGUCAAUUAUAUAAUAAUUGUAAUAAUUGACAUGUUACAGAGAUGCUUUUUAAGAUUUUGUCUUUCAUAUUAAAAAAUUCAAGCUUUAGUCUACAAGUUACUUUUAAUUGAAAAUAGCUAUCUUAUUUCAUUAUUUGGGUUUAUGCACAUUAAACAAUGUUAAACAGAAUAAUAAUACAUAAUGACUAUAUGGCUGAAACUUUGAUUUGAUCUUAAAUGCCAUGUCUAAAAAGUUGUUGGACAUCUGAAUAACUGCUGAUAUUGCUGACCGAUUUUUAACUUCUUUUACAAAUGGCUUUUAAAAUGAUGUAUUCUUUGUACUUAUGUAGGACACACAUAACUGUAUCCCUAAUCAGAAGUGUUCUUUUUAUUUAACUUUCUUUAAGUCUUUUUGUUAUUUUCAUUUUUUUUUCAUUUGAGGAACACAGUUUAUUUUUUUGUUUGUACAAGUAUAAUUAUUUGUUUAUUGUUAGAAUAUUUUCAAGUCUAGAUACAAGUCAAAUAUUUCAAACAAACAAUCACAAGACUCACUGAUUUGAAUUUAAUGAUUGAGGUAUUGGCUAAUUUAUGUUCUUUAUAAAUAAUGUUUAAGUCUUUGUGGUCUUUACAUGUUGUAGUGUAUAAAGCUAUCUAUCUUCUUCUUUUUCUUCUUCCUCUUAAAAAAUGACCAAUUUGGCCAGGGGUCAAGAGGGGUGGGGGGUAUUUUAAACUUAAGGUUAAAAAUACAAUUUUAACAGUAUUUCAACUGAUGAUAUAUAUUGCCAAUCUGUUAAUAAUGAAAACACGUGCUAAAGGCUGCAUGUUUUAUUUUCCUUAAGAACACUUGACAUAUGCAUAAAAUCAGUGCUAAAUGGUUAAAAUCCUGCUUAAAAUAUCAGCAUAUUAUUUUGUUCUGUGAUAUCGUAUUCUGUUUGUUUGUUAGAUAUCAGAGACAUUCUGUAUUAUAACUCUUUCGAGAGUCUAUCAAAUAUCAUGGAAACAU